AUGGCCGCACUCCGCCUCCCCGCCCCGCCGGCGGCGAGGUGGUCCCACCUUCCUUCCGCCUCCGCCGCCGCGCGUCGGGUCUCGCCCCCUCGCCAUCUCGCGGCGCGGCGGGCCAAGGGGGAGGACACGCCGGAGCCGCCGGUGAGGACGCUGCUGAUCAACAACUACGACAGCUACACCUACAACAUAUUCCAGGAGCUGUCGGUCGUCAACGGCGUGCCGCCCGUGGUCGUGCGCAACGACGAGUGGACGUGGAGGGACGUCUUCAACCGGGUGUACAAGGACCGGGCCUUCGACAACAUCGUCAUCUCGCCUGGCCCUGGAUCUCCGGCUUGCCCCGCCGACAUAGGUGUAUGUCUGCGCAUACUUUUGGACUGUGGAGAUAUACCCAUCUUGGGUGUCUGCCUUGGCCACCAGGCCCUGGGAUUUGUACAUGGUGCUAAGAUUGUUCAUGCUCCAGAAGCUAUACACGGGCGACUCAGGCAAGGCCUUGAAUUCAUUGAAAUUGAGCAUGAUGGAUGCUACCUCUUUAAUUGUGUCCCAUCAGGUAGAAACUCUGGCUUCAAGGUAGUGAGGUAUCAUUCACUUGUAAUAGAAUCUGGUUCUCUACCUGAUGAUCUUACAUCAAUAGCGUGGACUGCUUCUCCAAAUUUGCAUUCUUACCUUGAAAGUGGCCGAAGUAAUGUCAGCACCUUCUUGGGAUCAUUGGACAACAACUUUAUGACAAACCCUCUAGAGUACAGUUACAAUGAUGGGGAACUAUCCAGCAUAGGACAUACUAGUGAGUCAGAUGAUGGCAGAGUUAUCAUGGGCAUCAGGCACUCUAGCAGGCCUCAUUAUGGAGUGCAGGUCAAUUCUGCAAGCCAUCGUGAUUCUAUCCCUAAGGACUUGUGUACUGAAAGAAUGGAACUUUCGGAGCCUGUACUUGGAAAGAGAGGCAUUGGGAAAAAGUGUUUACGAUUACGAUGGAAGAAGAUUGAAAAUUUCCUUUGUCCCACAGUUGGCUCUGAAGACAUAUUUGGGCUGCUUUUUGGCCAUCAAAGCGGUGAAGACACGUUUUGGUUGGAUAGCUCAUCAGUCGACCAGAAUAGGGCACGUUUUUCAUUCAUGGGUGGCAAAGGUGGGUCCCUGUGGAAGCAAAUGACAUUCCACCUAUCUGGUCAAAGAGACCUUCAUGUUAUUCUGCAUAUCACAAAUUCUUUUCCAGAGCCAAUUGUGGAGGAACGCUUAUUACCCAAGAUGCUUAUGGAUAUACUGCGAAAAAACUUCAUCAAAGAGGGCUUCUUGGAGUUCCUUAACAGGGAGAUCGAGUCCAUUCAAUACAAUGAGAAGGAUUACGAAGGACUGCCCUUUGAAUUCUAUGGUGGCUUCGUUGGAUAUCUAGGGUAUGGUCUUAAAGUGGAGUGCGAUGCAUCAUCUAACAAGGCCAAAUCAAGUACUCCUGAUGCAUGCUUCGUCUUUGCUGAUAACACUGUGGUGGUUGAUCACAGUAAUGGUGAUGUGUAUAUUUUGUCACUGCAUGAUGAAUUUUAUUCUAGUAAUGGAGAUGGGAUAUGCAAAAAUUCAACACAUACUUCAUGGUUAGUUGAGACUGAGAAGAAGCUUCUCAGGUUGGGUGGUAUGUCCCCAGGAUCACCAAUUAAUGGGAAGGCAUAUGCUAGAUCAUCCAGUGUGCAUAAGCAGAGUUUUGUUGUAGAGAAAUCAAAGGAUCAGUAUAUUAGAGAUGUUCAGAGUUGCUUGGACUAUAUCAGGGAUGGAGAAAGCUAUGAGUUGUGCUUAACUACUCAGAUGAAGAGAAGAGUAGACUAUAUAAAUGCGCUCCAACUCUACCUUAAACUGAGAAAACAAAAUCCAGCACCUUAUGCAGCUUGGCUUAACUUCUCCUCAGAAAACUUAAGCAUAUGUUGCUCUUCUCCAGAAAGGUUUCUGCGACUAGACCGAGGCGGAGUUCUAGAAGCAAAACCAAUCAAAGGUACUAUAGCACGUGGCAGAACACCAGAGGAAGAUGAACGCUUACGUUUGCAGUUGAAAUACAGGCAAGAUUAUGGAUUUGUUUAUCACAGUGCUCAUGCUACUACUAUAUUUUUCUUUUUGCAUGUGCUCAACUUCAACAGUGAAAAAGAUCAGGCUGAGAACUUGAUGAUUGUUGACCUCCUAAGAAAUGAUCUUGGCAAGGUUUGUGAACCAGGGAGUGUGCAUGUCCCUCGUCUCAUGGAUGUAGAAUCAUAUAAAACUGUCCACACCAUGGUGAGUACCGUCCGUGGGACAAAGAAGUCGAAUCUAAGCCCUGUUGAUUGUGUGAAAGCGGCCUUUCCAGGUGGUUCAAUGACUGGGGCCCCAAAAGUUAGAUCAAUGGAGAUCCUUGAUUCACUUGAAACUAGUCCGAGAGGUGUGUACUCAGGAUCGAUUGGGUUCUUUUCGUACAACCACACAUUUGAUCUGAACAUUGUGAUUCGAACGGUUAUCCUGCAUGAUGGAGAAGCCUCAGUAGGGGCAGGUGGGGCGAUUGUAGCACUGUCAAACCCAGAAGCAGAAUACAAUGAAAUGUUGCUUAAAGCAAAAGCACCAACAAAGGUGGUUGAGGAUUUCAUUCAAACAAUUUACAGCUCAGAUCGAUCCGAUUCGAUGCAGACAACCAUAAGCUAG
Miscanthus lutarioriparius is the source of this 2646-nucleotide messenger RNA. The record is from the annotation of a GenBank genome assembly. Lineage: Eukaryota; Viridiplantae; Streptophyta; Magnoliopsida; Poales; Poaceae.